Molecule: messenger RNA, 3180 nt
Organism: Melanotaenia boesemani (Boeseman's rainbowfish)
Lineage: Eukaryota; Metazoa; Chordata; Actinopteri; Atheriniformes; Melanotaeniidae
Gene: tmem121ab
Product: transmembrane protein 121Ab
Exons: 2
Coding region: 1201-2145 (314 amino acids)
Source: RefSeq, a predicted model, not a curated record
CUGGCCAAGAAGCCUCAGCAGUUACACUUGCCAAAGCGAUUACAUUUAGCCAGCAGGCUUAGCUUUUAGUAUUCACGGUCCUAAUGUGACUUCAUAAUUUUGUACAUGUUUUUUUAGCCGUAGCCGCUUUCUCCGUCUCGUGCUGUCUGUUCUGUGUUGGGCACGCGGCUGGGAUUGGAAUUUGCUUUAACUUAACGGCGGCAGUUGUUGGACCGGCGUUUUCGGCGCCUCCUCGCAGCGGAUUUACAAAGCCUCCACGGAACCUGCAAUGAGAUUCAGAACCCUCGACAGCGACUAAGCAUUUCAGAACCCUGGACAGCGACUCGACGUCUCACUCGAGGCUCAGAGAGGCUGGCACGUGGCAAGAGGAGGGGGAAGGAUGGAUCUUCAGCCCAGCGUAAGAGCCUCCCCCCGGGGAUGCCGGCAUCAGACGCAAGGCCUCAUGGGCCGUUGACCUGCUGUCUUCGUGAUUUAUGGCGGCUGGGGGCCUCUGGCCACUGCAGACUCCUCUCCCUUCUCUCCUCCAUUUCCCUUCACACAUACUACAGGACUGCAAGAAGCCACACACACUGCACCAUCAUCUACAGGACUGUCUAAAGAGGGAAUCCUUGCACAUGCUGAGGUGCAGCACUUGCAUGCAAAUAUCCAGUCCUUUCUACUCUGUCUCAUCCAAAAAUAAACACCUUCAUAAACGCUCCUACACUGUAGGACCGUGUCCCACCAUCCCAUCACAAGUCUAUUAGAGCAAGCCUGCUCUGAGAGCAUUUUCCAUUUGACUGUGUGGAUUACAAUCAGUCAUGGUGUGCUGGGUGUAGUGCCCUCGUUGUAGCUGCUGCUAAAAGGCAGAGCUGGAUCAAUGGAAGUGCGCUGAGUGACGAGAUGAUGCCCUUGUUUUCACAUGGCCUGAGUGUUAUCAGCAGCCAGCAUCUCUGCACACAAGGUUCUGCUUCUACUCUGCAAAAAUUAUCCUCUAUGGACUCUUAGGGUGGCGAGUGAAGGUUUUAUCUUCAUAUUAGGGACGCUGUAGUCAGACAGUUGAUCUUGUGCACACAAAAUCUGUCAGAGCACUUUAGAUAUUCUUUUUUACUCCAAUCCAAAAGGUUUGGAGUGUACACAGUACACAUUCCCUUCUGGUCUAUUUAAUUUUUUUUUUUUUAAAAAGCUGUGGUCUGUGAGUGAGAGCCAACAGGUGCCCUUGCGAUGGUGUUGCCGCCCCCAGACAAACGCCACGUGUGCCUGACCACCAUUGUCAUCAUGACCAGCAUGGCCUUCAUGGACGCCUACCUGGUGGAGCAAAACCAGGGUCCAAGGAAGAUUGGUGUGUGCAUCAUAGUGCUGGUAGGGGACGUUUGUUUCCUCAUAGUGCUACGAUAUGUGGCAGUCUGGGUCGGUGCAGAGGUCCGCACCGCUCGACGAGGCUAUGCCAUGAUCUUGUGGUUUCUGUACAUCUUUGUGCUGGAAAUCAAACUCUACUUUGUUUUCCAGAAUUGCAAAGCUGACAGGAAGAGUCUGGAGACUGUGGCACGGAAAGCUUUGACCUUACUUUUAUCUGUGUGUGUGCCAGGUUUAUACUUGGUUCUCGUGGCUCUGGAUAGUAUGGAGUACGUGAGAACUUUUCGGAAGAAAGAGGACAUGAGGAGUCGUCUGUUUUGGGUGGCUCUGGAUCUCCUGGACCUGCUGGAUAUCCAAGCCAACCUGUGGGAACCCCAGCGAACAGGCCUGCCCAUCUGGGCUGAAGGCCUGAUGUUCUUCUACUGCUACAUCCUGCUGCUGAUCCUGCCUUGUGUGUCGCUCAGUGAAAUCAGCAUGCAGGGGGAGCACAUGUCACCUCAGAAGAUGAUGCUCUACCCGGUCCUUAGCCUGGUCACCAUAAACGUGGUCACCAUCCUCAUACGUGGUAUAAACAUGGUGUUGUUUCAGGACAGCCGUGUUUCCACCAUCUUUGUCGGCAAGAAUGUGGUGGCCAUUGCCACUAAGGCAUCCACCUUCUUGGAGUACCGCAGACAGGUGAAGGAAUUCCCACACCCACAAAAUGCAAUGGCACUGGAGUUGCAACAGAACUCUGUCAGCCACACACAGCCGCUGCCCAAUGCCACCAGUUUGCCACAUGAACCUUCGCCAGCGCAGGACGUUAUUGACACAUGACCGCCAGUGCUGGACUCAGCACUGGUAGAGACAGAGCAAGAGCUCCAGCAGAGGAGGAUAGAGAAUAAAGAGAUCAGCUGCAUGACAGGAUGAUAUUCUGCUCUUGUCAAGCUCACAAGAACUGCUGUAAAACCACAAAAAGAGAUUUUUAGCAUCACCUGCCUGUCAGAAAAUACUGAAUACCUACACUUGACUGAGUUCAGUGUGGAGACGUCAAAGUUAAAACAAGGGUUUUUAAUUGUGCUUUUGUGUUUUUAAUUGUUUCAAAUGUUUCAAAAGUUCAAACUUUACUAAAAGACAAUCUCCAAACUGUGCAACCUGGUGACAUUUUGUUGUGUAAAAAUGGACAGUUAGUUUCAUCUCUGUGAGUAGCUCGUUUUUUUUUUUUUAAAGGUCACUUUUUUCUUUUUUUUUUUUGACAGUGUGUCUGUGCAUUACCUUUGAAUUUCAGCACCAAAGGACAUACCACUCAGUGUGAAGCCAUGAUGGACAGGAGGAGCAGUGAGUGACCAGUCAGUCAUAUAUCUGCUCUCUGUGCUAUACAAGAGUGAGUUUGGUGGCUUCUAUGUUUAAGUUUUGCUGAGAAAGGAGCUCCGUAAAAGCUGCUGCCUCGUUCAGUGUGAAGCUUACAAUGAAAGUUCUGAUGAAAAGAGCAGCGCACAGCACUAUACCAUCCACUGCAGACAUCUGAGCGAGUGUCUUGACGUGUGCAUGUGUGGACGUGUGUGUGUCUAAUUGCAGGCACACAAAUUUACAGAGUAUGUAUGAUCGAACGCACAGGAGAUUUAAGUUAUUUGAAGUUGUUUUGGAAAAGAUGAGUGUUAUAAUGAGUGUUAUGAUUUGAAAAUGAGACAAAAUAUGUAAAUUUUCUAAACAAAACAAGAUGAUGGGGUUAAGAUGCUUUUUGUCUUUUGUUUCUUGUACUGUACAUUCCUCCAGAACUAGUUCAAGCCUUGAAUUAAAAGAUCAGAGAACGCCUCACUGAAGACUUGACAAAACAACAUAAAAAUGAUACUAUGAGGGAAAUUUAAAAUG